CAGUCACCUGCUUGUUGAGAACAUGGAGAACAUCAGCGACAACCUCAUCAGAUACAAGAACUUCAUUUUUAUGAAGGAUUUGACAACUGCAGAGCACAUUGAUUCACUCCACAGCUUUGAAAUCCGUGACAGUGACAUAUUUGUUGUCACUUAUCCAAAAUCAGGCACAAUCUGGACUCAGCAGAUCGUCAUCUCCAUCUGUGAGUUGGAUGGAGGUCUGAACCAUUAUCCAAGCAACUGGACGCAGAUGCCGUGGGUGGAGUACCACAAGGAACAUGAAAACUUCUCCAACCGUCCGUCUCCACGUCUUUUCUGCUCCCAUCUUGUCCCACGUCUAAUGCCUCUAGGACUGAAGGACAAGAAGGCAAAGAUGAUCUAUGUGAUGCGAAACCCAAAGGACAACAUUGUUUCUUUCUACCACUUUAGCAAGGUCAUGGCUGAACUGGAAACUUCUGGGAGCUUUGAAGAUUUUCUGGAGGAGUAUCUGUCAGGAAAAGUUAUGGGAGGAUCCUGGUUUGACCACAUCAGAGAGUGGCACGCUGAAAGACAAGAGUACAACAUCCUAUUCCUGACCUACGAGGACAUGAACUUGAAUUUGAAGGCAACGGUGAAUAAAAUGUGCACUUUCUUGGGGAAAAACCUCAGUGAGGCGGCUAUUGAUCAAGUUGUUGAAAAAUCACUGUUUGAAAAUAUGAAGAAAAACCCAAAAGCCAACUAUGAGUGUGUCCCCAAGAUCACAGUGAGGGGAAACUUUAUGCGCAAAGGUAAGAUUGGUGACUGGAAAAACACCUUCACUGUGGCCCAGAGUGAAAGAUUUAAUCAAAUUCUUCAGGAGCGACUCGGUGACCUGGGCUUGACCUUCAUCUGGGACUCGACAGAACAACCUUAAUAAAUGAUAUUUAUUCAUUUAUUUUUUUUUGAGUUAGAAACCUGAAACUGAACAUAACCUUAGAGAAAUAAAAAUUUUCACCAUUAUCUGUUACUACUACUCCCAAGUUGUAAAUUAUUAAUUUGUAAUGAAAAACAUCCAUUAAAAUGCUGGCUAACGAGUGCCAGGACAUCAUAUUUGUAUGGAGCCUGUUCAUUUUGGCUCCAUACACUGUGUUCCACUGAGCAACUCCACUACCGUUUUGUAAAAAUGUGUCUAUUAGACUAAUGAUCAGAUGACACCAGAUCAAAUUGUUUGUAUGUGAGAAAUUAUGUU
Molecule: messenger RNA, 1204 nt
Organism: Thalassophryne amazonica
Lineage: Eukaryota; Metazoa; Chordata; Actinopteri; Batrachoidiformes; Batrachoididae
Product: amine sulfotransferase-like
Exons: 6
Coding region: 23-889 (288 amino acids)
Biological process (GO): sulfation
Cellular component (GO): cytoplasm
Molecular function (GO): sulfotransferase activity
Source: RefSeq, a predicted model, not a curated record